ACAACCAAAAAUCAAAUUUCGAUCGAACAAUCUGUUUCAUCCUCGUUCGAUUUCGUCGUCAUCCUCUCGACUGCAAGUCCUGGAAAACGUAAGAACCCUAAUCUUCUCAGAAGUUUCUUGUAAAAAUCGAAGACGAUGUCAGGGAGGGAAGUGAAAGAAUACACAAAUCUCUCCGAUCCCAAAGGUGCGUGCGACAUAUCUCAAUUGAAUAUGGUUUAUCAUUGUAAGGCUUUCUCUCGAUUGAGCUGCAGAUAAGAAAUCAGGGAAAGGGGGUAAGGUAGAUGAUGAAGACGUCACCUUUCAACGUAUGGUUGCAAAGAUGCAAGAGGUUGCUGGUGAGCGUGGAGGCUAUCUUCAUGGACGUGGCGGUACCAUUUUCCUUUUUUUAUUCCUCAUCUCUUUUAAAUGGUUUCAUUACCAUAAAUGUUGAAGGUUUAUAUCUUUAUGCAGCUUUGGACAGCGACGACUUACUAUAUCUUAAAGAGCAGAUGGAAGCAGAGGAUGAUGCAGAACGCCUUCUGAGACGAACUGAGAAACGUGCUUUUGCUGCCUUUAAAAAAGCUGCAACCCAAGCAGAUUCAUCUCCAGCAGCCAUUCCCUUGCCACUUCGUGUUGAGCCUAAACCAAAGAGUCGUAUCAGGCAGCAAGAUUUACUGAAAAAGGUCGUAGAGGUUAAACCAAAACGGUCCAAAAUCUCAACACCGUCAACUCCCAGCUUAUCACCUCCCAUUAGAAGCGACAGAGGCUCAACAGAUGCUAAGGUUAACACAGUGUUGAAGAAACAGGACAGACCGAAGGAGCAACCUGGAGCUGACCCAAAUGACGGCAAAGGAACUGAAAGCAAGGGGCAAGGUUAUGCUUCUUCGAAAGGCUUGUUGGGUUUAGCGUAUGAUAGUUCAGAUGAAGAAGACUGAGAGGAGUUAUGAAGGUUCUAUCUCCCUUUUAGUCUUCUAGCCUUUUGUUUUGUUGUUAUGUCGAGAACUCGCUAGGUUUUGUAGCUUUAGGAUUCAAAACAGCUUGCACCUGUUGUAAUUGUUGAAACCAAACUGGUUUGUUGGAGUUUGAAACAGAGAAUAGAAUGAAGAAAUAUGGGAAGAGAAAGUCCAUUGUUCUGUGUGUUUA
Brassica rapa (field mustard) is the source of this 1122-nucleotide messenger RNA. RefSeq lists its product as uncharacterized. The record is from RefSeq and is a predicted model, not a curated record. Lineage: Eukaryota; Viridiplantae; Streptophyta; Magnoliopsida; Brassicales; Brassicaceae.